Eruca vesicaria subsp. sativa (arugula) is the source of this 837-nucleotide messenger RNA. Lineage: Eukaryota; Viridiplantae; Streptophyta; Magnoliopsida; Brassicales; Brassicaceae. The record is from the annotation of a GenBank genome assembly.
AUGGAGGAGCUUGAUUUUCGUUCAAAGACUUCUACUUCUCGUCUUAGACUUUUUGGAUUCAGCGUCGAUGGAGAAGAAGAUUUCUCUGAACAAUCGGUGAAACCUAACCAAUCAUCAGAGCAUAACGAGUUUCCGGCGGGUUCCUCCGGAAGAAGUGGUGGUGGUGUAAGAAUCCGAGGAGGAGAACGUAAGUACGAGUGUCAAUACUGCUGCAGGGAGUUUGGUAACUCUCAAGCUUUGGGCGGUCACCAAAACGCUCACAAGAAAGAGCGUCAGCAACUCAAACGCUCUCAGCUUCAAGCUACACGUGCCGCUAAUUUCUCUAACGCUGCAUCAGCGUCUCCAUAUUUACGGAACCCAAUGGUCUCCGCCUUUACUCCUCGGCCUCAUCUCCUCUCACCCGCCGUUUCUCCCCCCGGGGGAGGAGGUUCUUGGAUGUAUCUUCCACGUGCGUCUCCCUCUCAGUCUCAGCUUCACGUGUCGCAUGGCUGCGUGAUUCAAGAUGCUUCGGGUGUGGGAGCAGGUACAAAUGGGUUCUUGUAUGAUUCUCAUGACAUGAAACACGUUCAGGCACAUGGACCGAGACCAUCGGUGAAUGGGUUUUCAAGAGAAGUGGGAUCCACUUUUGAUGAUGGAUUAGGGUUGGAUUUGCAUCUGAGUCUUGCCCCAGCUGGUCAUUAACGUUUAGUUUAAAUCCAUCAUAUGCCCCCCUACCUACCUGCAAGUAUAGCUCGUGUAUAUUUUCCUACAUUUUGAGUUUAUUUUAUUUAUUUAGUCAUUAUAAUUUCUGUUUAACUGUACGUCUAAAAACGUGUUUAUUUCCUACCCUAAUCUAUA